Pleuronectes platessa (European plaice) is the source of this 1713-nucleotide messenger RNA. RefSeq names its product PLAC8 like 1 (gene plac8l1). The transcript has 5 exons. Lineage: Eukaryota; Metazoa; Chordata; Actinopteri; Pleuronectiformes; Pleuronectidae. The coding region runs from base 433 to 960 and encodes 175 amino acids. The record is from RefSeq and is a predicted model, not a curated record.
CACACACACAGACCCACGUGCACACUGACGCUGUACGAGUCUCAAUCUAAAGGUCAGACCACAGGAACUACAUGAACGCGGUCUGUCCCCUCUAAACGGGAGCCCCGGGUGUUUCACAUGUUCUAAAGUGCGUCUCUCACUUCCCAGCUCUUCACUCUGCGUUCCUGCCUUAAGGCUCCUGGCCGGGCCAUCCGACUGCUGGUUUAUCUGCCCUGGCACACACCCUCUCUCGCUGGGGAAGUGUCACUCGACCGCCACCCAUCCCACCGCACCCCUCCACCACCACCACCACCACCACCACCACCACCACCUCCUCCUCCUUUCUGCUGACUCCCUGCUCACCCUCUCCUCCCCUUCGUCUCCUCGCCUCACCCCUCUCUCCUCUCUCUCUCUCUCUCUCUCUCUCUCUCUGGAUGCCAGCAGCUUCUCGUCAUGGAGCAGACGACAGUCACAGACCAACCCGGACUGUCAGUCACCACACACUCACCGUCAGCCUUCGGAGGGGAGGACGGGGGGGGCCUCGCCACAGGAAGUGAAGCCAACCGCAGGUCAAUGGACGCCCCUGCAGCGACAGACCCCAUCCUCACCCAGCCCGGCCUCGGCGUCACCACGACAACCAUCACCACCAUCACGCAGACGGGGGGGGGCUGGAGCUCGGGCUUGUUCGACAUCUGUGGAGACAAGAGCUCCUGUGUUCUCGGGGCCCUGGUGCCAUGUUGUCUAGACCUGAGUUUGGCUCACCAGUACGGCGAGUGUCUGUGUACGCCUCUCUUACCGGGAUCCACGUUUGCCAUGCGAGUCGGGAUCAGAGAGCGGUACAAGAUAAGGGGGAGCGUGUGUGAGGACUGGACCACGGUGUACUGCUGUUACCCUCUGGCUGUGUGUCAGAUGAUAAGAGAGAUGAAGCGGAGGAUGAAGACUCAGACGUAUCAUGUGUCCACUGCCCUUGAGUGCUCCUGAGGAAACUGGAGACAGUAAAUGAGGCUUUUCCUUCUUACGAUGCAGCGGAGAGCGGCGAGGACCUACUGGUACCAACAGGACAAAGAAUCGAUACCAUGAGGUUUUGAACUUACUCUCCAGUCCCCUGUGAGGACGCCUUGGACAAUAAAUCAAGCCUGGGACGUUCAGAGAGGGCCGGAGAGGGGGAACCUUGAUUAAUAGGGUAAACCUUUUUUUACACUGCUUGUGUUUCAGAAUCAGAAUCAGAAUCAGAAUCAGAAUUAUUUUUAUUGCCAUGUAUAUUUGCACAUACAGGAAAUUGCCUUGGUGUGGCUGGUGCACUGUACAAACAACAAUAUACAAACAACAAUAUAAAAACAACAACAAUAUUGAACAACAAUAUAUACAGUAAGAGAGUUACGUGUGGUUCUAAGGUGCAGAGAUUGGUGAUAAUGUCAAUAAUAUAGAGUUAUAAAUUAUGUGCGGGGGGGGGGGGGGGGGGGGUCAGCAGAGUCAGUGUGAUGCAGAGUCAGUGUGAUGCAGGGGGCUUGUUUGUGAGCCCCACUGCCAUGGGGAAAAAACUGUUCAGGUUUUUUCGAGAGGUUUUCGAGAGGACACCACGAAUAUAUUCUACUUUUCUUACAGAGGCGAUGGUUUGUGAAGUAAAUUCCAAGACGAGUGAAAAGCAGGUGAUAUUGUGAGCAAAUAGCACUGAAUAUCUGAUGUAACUCCCAGUCAUAUACCAGCAAAUAAAAAUGUUGAUUUCAUUUCCAA